Molecule: messenger RNA, 306 nt
Organism: Phycomyces blakesleeanus NRRL 1555(-)
Lineage: Eukaryota; Fungi; Mucoromycota; Mucoromycetes; Mucorales; Phycomycetaceae
Exons: 6
Coding region: 1-306 (101 amino acids)
Source: RefSeq, a predicted model, not a curated record
AUGCCACAAAGGCACCUAUAUCACGCUCUUCAAGUGGUAACAGCAGUAGCAGCAGCAGCAUUAACUGUAGCCAUAAUUAUAAGGGUAGCUUGUUUGUUGAGAGAAAAAGACUUGAAAGGCUUAUUCUUUGACCAGCAGCAAUUGCAUUAUGAGUUUAUUUUUAUUUUUGGUUUCUUUCCAAAUUCCACAAUUAACUUUCCGGGAGCCCGCACAGUGAAAACUCACAAUAACAAAAUCUUAAUACUAAUAAUAGUAUUGAUUGAUAGUCCCAAGGCUGUAAACCCCAUCAUUUGUAAGCAAGACUAA